AUGGCGGAGAAGGAAGAAGAAGAACAACAGCAGCUUUCAAAGACGUUAAAAUCGUCCACCGGAGCUUCACGGCCAACGAUUUCACUUCCUCCUCGGCCGUUUGGGGAAAUGUUUUUUAGCGGUGGCGUUGGAUUUAGUGGAUUUAGUCCUGGUCCGAUGACUCUCGUCUCCAAUUUGUUCUCUGAUCCUGACGAAUUCAAAUCCUUCUCUCAGCUUCUUGCCGGAGCUAUGGCUUCUCCGGCGGCUGCUGUUGCAGCUGCUGCCGUCGUCGCUAGUGCUCAUCAGACAUCUGUGAGCUCGGUCGGUGACGACGGCGAUGGCGGUGGAAGCGGCGGUGAUGUUGACCCGAGGUUCAAACAAAACAGACCAACGGGAUUGAUGAUUACGCAGCCACCGGCGAUGUUCACCGUACCGCCGGGAUUAAGUCCGGCGACGCUUUUGGACUCUCCGAGCUUCUUUGGUCUUUUUUCACCCAUUCAGGGAUCAUUUGGUAUGACACACCAACAAGCAUUAGCACAAGUCACAGCACAAGCAGUACAAGGCAAUAAUGUCCAAAUGCAAUCCCAAUCCGAAUAUCCUUCCUCUACACAACCACAACAACAAACUCCAUUGACUGAGCCUCCUUCGUUUUCCUCUGGACCUCGGUCACAGAUUCCAGACCCGGUUCAAGAUUCGUCGCAGGUCCAGAGAGAAACCUCGGAGAUAUCUGUAUUUGAGCAUCGGUCACAGCCUCAGAAUGCUGAUAAACCAGCUGAUGAUGGAUACAACUGGAGGAAAUACGGGCAGAAGCAAGUGAAAGGGAGCGAUUAUCCUCGGAGUUAUUACAAAUGUACGCAUCCCGCGUGUCCUGUCAAGAAGAAAGUGGAGAGGUCUCUCGAUGGACAAGUCACGGAGAUCAUUUACAAGGGUCAGCACAAUCAUGAACCUCCUCAAAAGCGCGGGAACAAUAACGGGAGUUCUAAAAGUUCUGAUGUCGCAGCUCAGUUUAAAACCAGUAAUAGCAGUCUCAACAAGAGUAAGAGGGAUCAGGAAACAAGUCAGGUUACAACAACAGAGCAGAUGUCUGAAGCAAGUGACAGCGAGGAGGUGGGUAAUGCAGAAACUAGUGUGGGAGGAAAACACGAGGAUGAGCCUGAUCCUAAAAGAAGAAAUACAGAAGUCAGGGUUACAGAACCGGUUUCUUCAUCGCAUAGAACCGUGACAGAGCCUAGAAUUAUUGUCCAAACGACGAGUGAAGUUGAUCUCUUAGAUGAUGGAUAUAGAUGGCGCAAGUAUGGUCAGAAAGUAGUCAAAGGGAAUCCUUAUCCGAGGAGCUACUAUAAGUGUACAACACCUGGAUGUGGAGUGAGGAAACAUGUAGAGAGAGCAGCAAAUGAUCCUAAAGCUGUUGUAACAACAUAUGAAGGAAAGCAUAACCACGACGUUCCAGCUUCUAGAACCAGUAGCCAUCAGUUAAGACCAAACAACAAUCUACACAACAACUCGACGGUUAACGUGAACCAACAACAGCCAAUUGCUCGUUUAAGGCUAAAAGAAGAGCAAAUCACUUGA
Molecule: messenger RNA, 1551 nt
Organism: Thlaspi arvense
Lineage: Eukaryota; Viridiplantae; Streptophyta; Magnoliopsida; Brassicales; Brassicaceae
Source: the annotation of a GenBank genome assembly